AUCUUAAAUGCUGGGUUCUUCUUAAGAAUGGCGGAUUCUAGUACUACAACAAGCAAAACCACCAUAAUUUGUACUACGCGUACUUGGCUUGAAACAAGAUGGUUCUUCUCUAGUCCCCACAAAACCCAUAUCCUCAGCUCCUUCCUCUAAUACCAACAAGGACAUAAAUAUCUUCAAGCCCCUAGUUCUUUUAGACUAUUUUUAUUGUUAUCCUUAUUCCUUAAGGAAUGUCUAUAGCUAUGGCUUCUUGUGGGCGUUUUUCUGGGCUUUGCAGUGGCGUGAGAGUAAUUCAGAAGCAACCAUUUUCUAGUCAUGGUGCUUUCAGGUGCUCUUUUGCUAUGGAUCCAUUUCGCAGAAUCUGCAUUCUUCCUAAUAGGUUAGGAUUUAAUGCAAGUACACUCGUUCCGAAAGCAUCAUCAGCUACUGUCGAGGACAAGAGUUUCUCUGAGACUGCGGAAAUACCAACUCCCAAAGUGAUACUAGAUCUGGAUUCGGAUCCAGAUGCAACUGUAGUUGAGGUCACCUUCGGGGAUCGCCUUGGGGCACUGCUUGAUACGAUGAAUGCACUGAAAAAUCUUGGGCUGAACGUUGCCAAGGCAAAUGUUUAUCUUGAUUCAUCCGGGAAGCACAACAAGUUUGCCAUUACCAAAGCUUCUACAGGUAAGAAAAUUGAGGAUCCAGAGUUGCUUGAGGCAAUUCGUUUGACAAUUAUUAACAAUAUGCUUGAGUACCACCCGGAGUCGAGUUCUCAGCUAGCUAUGGGGGAAGCUUUUGGUGUUCUUCGACCACAUAAGAAGGUUGAUGUGGACAUAGCGACCCAUGUUCAUGUCUACAAUGACAGUCCUGAACGGAGCUUACUCUGUGUAGAGACAGUGGAUAGACCUGGAUUAAUAGUUGAUCUUGUAAAGGCCAUUGCUGACAUAAACGUUGAUGUUGAAUCAGGAGAAUUUGACACCGAGGGAUUGCUCGCUAAGGCGAAAUUUCAUGUCAGCUACAAGGGCAAAGCUCUCAUCAAGCCCCUUCAACAGGUUCUUGAAAAUAGCCUGCGGUAUUUCCUGAGAAGACCAACAACAGAAGAAGCAAGCUUUUGAGUGCAAGAUUACAAAGGAAGAUAUUGGCUAAUGAUGCAAACUGGCAGUGGCAGCCUCUAUUCAUGUCUAAAAUAUGGUGUGUACUGUAUAAGUUCAUGUUCAUUUCAAGCUCCAUUUGAACAAAUCUACAUGAAUUUUUAUAAAUGUAGUAUGAAACUAUGAAUUCUCCGGUGAUGCUGUAAACCUGUUGUUAGAUCAAUUAAAAUGUUGAAAGGUGAGUGAUUUGGCUAUCAAA
This is a messenger RNA of Ipomoea triloba (trilobed morning glory), 1326 nucleotides long. RefSeq names its product ACT domain-containing protein ACR11-like. Gene Ontology annotation, cellular component: chloroplast stroma; chloroplast thylakoid membrane. The record is from RefSeq and is a predicted model, not a curated record. The coding region runs from base 228 to 1091 and encodes 287 amino acids. The transcript has 10 exons. NCBI's taxonomy places the organism in Eukaryota, Viridiplantae, Streptophyta, Magnoliopsida, Solanales, Convolvulaceae.